Molecule: messenger RNA, 20864 nt
Organism: Nothobranchius furzeri (turquoise killifish)
Lineage: Eukaryota; Metazoa; Chordata; Actinopteri; Cyprinodontiformes; Nothobranchiidae
Gene: kmt2ca
Product: lysine (K)-specific methyltransferase 2Ca
Biological process (GO): positive regulation of transcription by RNA polymerase II
Cellular component (GO): MLL3/4 complex; nucleus
Molecular function (GO): transcription coactivator activity; histone H3K4 methyltransferase activity; histone binding
Source: RefSeq, a predicted model, not a curated record
GCGGUGAUUCGGUCAAUUCCAAACAUGGCCUCCAUGACGGUGCGACCACUUCAACUUUAAAAUUUCACCGAUUUUCUCCGCGCAACCUUCGUUGUUUUACUUCCACGAUCAACGGGGAUGUUUCCACGGAGAACCUUGUCACGGCAGACCCAUGAAGCAGACGUUAUCUGCCGGAGAAGUUCGCUGUUGAACACAUCGCUCUAAGUUGGCUGGAAAGCUGGAGAGGAAAAAGAGAAUCGCAUCAAACCAAAUGCCAUCUGAGCCUCAGUCUGCGGAGCCUUGGGACAGAGGACCGCCCCCUCCUGUCACUCGGGCAGGACGUAACGCCCAGCUGGCUAAAGCUGCAGCUGCAGUCCCCGCCUCCGAGAGGCGACCCCGCGGGAGGCCACGGAAAGAUGGAAGCAAUGAUCGCUUUGCUCCUCCCAGUCCUCCUCCCCCUCUUCCCCCACCUUCCAAAGCCAGGAAGAAGGGGCGGAGCCGUGGAGGAGUGCAGGUAAAGGAUGAAGAGAGCACAGGUGCCUCGGAGAAGAGCCGGCCCCAAAACACAGGGCCAAAGGACAUGAAGGCAGCUGGACGCCGCCGGUCCACCCCCAGGACAAAGCCACAAACGGGCCCUGAUCUGGUCCCUGAGAGCAGCCAGGACCGGCUCGUUCUGCAGCCUGACCCAGAUCCGGAUCCUGAACCUGCAGUCCCAGAGGACAGCCCAGAACCAGCUGCUGGUUCUGAGGAGGACAAAACCAGUCCUGCUCCUGCUGCCCUACCCCCAGACCCCACCCCUGAGGUCUUACCCACGUCGCCCUCACUGGACCUCAGGCCAGAGCCUGACCCAGCAGAGGAGGACCGUCCCAGUCUCAACCUCACCAUUAUGGAGGUGGGCUGCAGCGUCAGCAGUGUUGUUAUGGAGACCAAGGGGGCAGGAGCUCGUCCAACGGAGCAGAUUCCAACAUCAAGUCUCCAUUCCAGUCCUCCAGUGUCCCCCUGUCUACGACUGGAGGACGAUGAUGACUCGCUGUCCCCCCUGUUCCAGCGGUCCCCAUCGGAGGAGUCUGGGGGAUCCCCCACACCCAGCCUGGGACUCACAAAAAAACGACUGAAGCAGUGUGCCUUCUGUUACCGUGGCAACGAGCCAGCUCUGGGUCUGGGCCGCUUGGUGGUGUUCGGCCCAACGCCGGGCUACAUCCCGCUCCACAUACUAAACCGCCGCACCUCCUCUGACCAAGACAAUGACUGUCACGACCACUGUUACCAUGGUAACCAGGCCCCACCCACGUGCAGCAGUCCUGAACAGUGUGAGGCUGAGUCUUCCUCAGAGUUCACAAAGCAGCUCGGACCCAUUGGCCUUCCUCAUGACAUCAGCGUCCAAUCACUCUUCGACCCCACAGGUCAGUGUUGCGCUCACCUGCAGUGUGCUGCCUGGUCAGAGGGCGUCCGCCAAGGCGAGGGCCAGUCCCUGCUUUAUGUGGACAAAGCCAUUGAUGCAGGAAGCACUCAGGUGUGUGCGUUUUGUCGUCAGCUUGGAGCAUCACUGCGUUGCCGGGAGGCAGGUUGUGGGCGGAGCUACCACUUCCCUUGUGCUGCUGCUGCAGGUGCUAAUCAGGACUGGAACCAGAGGCACACACUGUGUACUAAACACGCACACACAGGCUCACUGGAGUGUGUGUUGUGUGCGGACAUCGCUGAGCCCAUCAACUUGAUUAUGUGCUGUUGCUGUGGCAACCAUUAUCAUGGCAGCUGCCUGGACCCCCCUCGGACCCUCUCUUCCCUGAGUCGGGCCGGUUGGCAGUGCCCCAAGUGUCGAGUGUGUUGCAGCUGCAGGCUACGGGAUGAUGAGGCCGUGCUGCUGGUGUGUGAGCGCUGUGACAAGUCGUACCACACACACUGUCUCACACCACCUCUGGAGCCAGUUCCAAGCAGCAGCUGGACGUGCAAGAACUGCAGAGUCUGUCACCGCUGUGGUGUGACGUCAUCAGGCCAGUGGGCCAAUCAUCCGUUUCUGUGUGAGUCAUGUGACCCGGCCCUGCCUUGCCCUUUCUGUGGCCAGACCCCCGACCUUUGCACGCUGGAGGAGUGUCUGACCUGCACCACCUGCUUUAGGUCAAUCCAUGCAGAGUGCUCAAACCAGAUUGGGAAAGGCAGGGCGGGGUCUGAGAGUUAUGUCUGCUCUUCCUGCCGGCCUCAGGAGUUAGAGCUAAUUUCAAACAGUACUAGCCCAGGCCUACCCUCAGUCCUACCCACUAAAAUUCCCCUGUCACAAAAUUUAAUGGAGGCUCCAACAAGCAGUCCUUCCCCUCAUAGAACUGUCCGGUUAAUCACUUCAGACCUGCCACAGACUUUAGUCGAGACCAUCUGUGCUCCUUCAAUUCAGAUUCAUACACUUCCUCAGCCUGAUCUUUCAGAGCUUCAAGGUGGCCCUAAAUCAUCUUUUACAGACCAUCAAAGCAGUCCUUCAUCCAAACAGAGGCAGUACAACCUUGGACAGUCACCUGAAGACAUACUCGGUCCUCGACAAUCUCCCUCUGUUGUACAAGAUAGCUCAGUGCUGUUGCUGAAAGACAUUGAUAAUAGUUCUGCACCAUCCUCUUUAAAACAUGAAAAAAGCUCAGUAUCCUCUCCUGAAGAGGUUAAUCAAUGCUGUGCACCAUCUCCAAAAGAGACCCAUCAAAAUUUUUCCCCAAUUUCUGCAAAACGUGAACACUCAUGUGUACCAUCUCCUAAAGUGAUCUGUCAAUCACUUGCUUUCUUUCCAGAGGAGAUGAAAGAUGGUUCUUUAUCUUCUCAGGAAAUUUCUCAAAGUUUGACGUUAUUUACAGAGAAGACCCACAAAAGUUCAGUACCACCUUCAAAAGAGCUCCAUACAAAUCUGGCUACAUCAUUGCAAAAAACCCAUCAACGUCUACAAGUUUCACUGCAAGAGACACAUCACAGUCAAGCAACAUUACUGCAAGAAGCACAUGAAAGUCCUACGGCAUUGCAAAAGAUUCAUCUAAGUCCAACAUUAUUUGCAAAAGAGAUCAAUCAGAGUCUAACAUUGUCUCCAACAGAGACCCAUCAAAUUCAGAUGUCACCUCCAAAAGAGACCCAUCAGAGUCUUACAUUGUCUCCAACAGUGACACAUCAAAGUCCGAUGUCACCUCCAAAAGAGACCCAUCAGAGUCUGACAUUGUCUCCAACAGUGACACAUCAAAGUCCGAUGUCACCUCCAAAAGAGACCUAUCAGAGUCUAACAUUGUCUCCGAAAGAGAUGUAUCAAAGUCCAAUGUCACCUCCAAAAGAGACCCAUCAGAGUCUGACAUUGUCUCCAACAGUGAGCCAUCAGAGUCCGAUGUCACCUCCAAAAGAGACCCAUCAGAGUCUGACAUUGUCUCCAACAGUGAGCCAUCAGAGUGCGAUGUCACCUCCAAAAGAGACCUAUCAGAGUCUGACAUUGUCUCCAAUAGUGAGCCAUCAGAGUCCAUUGUCGCCUCCAAAAGAGACCCAUCAGACUCUAACAUUGUCUCCGAAAGAGAUGCAUGAAAGUCCAAUGUCACCUUCAAAAGUGACUCGUCAGAGUCUAAUAUUGUCUCCAAACGAGACAUAUCAAAGUCCAGCAGUAUCUCCCAAAGAGCCCCAUCAGAGUCUAACAUUGUCUCCAACAGUGACACAUCAAAUUCCAAUGUCACCUCCAAAAGAUACUCAUCAGAGUCUAAUAUUGUCAGCAAAAGAGACAUAUCAAAGUCCAGCAGUAUCUCCUAAAGAGCCCCAUCAGAGUCUAACAUUGUCUCCAACAGUGACACAUCAAAUUCCAAUGUCACCUCCAAAAGAGACCUAUCAGAGUCUAACAUUGUCUCUGAAAGAGAUGCAUCGAAUUUCUAUGUCACCUCCUAAAGAGAGAUAUCAGAGUCUAACAUUUUCUCCGAAAGAGAUGUAUCAAAGUCCAAUGUCACCUCCAAAAGAGACCCAUCAGAGUCAAACAAUGUCUCCAAAAGAGAUGCAUGAAAGUCCAAUGUCACCUCCAAAAGUGAUUCAGAGUCUAAUAUUGUCUCCAAAAGAGAUCCAUCACAGUCUAAUAUCUCCAAAAGAAAUGCUUCACACUCAGUCAUCUCCAAAAAAGACACAUCAGAGUCCAACAUUGCCCCCAAAAGAGAUUCAUCAAAAUUUGUCAUCUCCAAAAGAGACCUAUAAAAGUCCAGCAUCAUCACCAAAAGUGAUGCAUCAAAAUUUGUUGUCUCUAAAAGAGUUGAAUCAGAGUCUAACAUCAUCUCCAAAAGAGAUUCAUCAAAGUCUAAUGUCAUCUCCAAAGGAGACAUAUAAAAGUCCAGCAGCGUCACUUCAAGACAUCCAUCAAAGUCCAACAUUGUCUCCGAAAGAGACCCAUCACAGUCGUACAUCAUUGCCAAAAGAGAUGCAUCAAAGUCUGUCAUCUCCAAAAGAGACAUAUAAAAGUCCAGCAGCGUCACUUCAAGACAGCCAUCAAAGUCCAGCUUCGUCACCAAAAAAGAUGCAUCAAAAUCUGUCGUCUCCAAAAGAGACAAAUCUGUGUCUAACAUCUCCAGAAGAGAUGCAUCAGAGUCCAACGUCCUCUCCAAAAGAGAUGCAUCAGAGUCCAACAUCCUCUCCAAAAGAGAUGCAUCAAAGUCUGUCAUCUCCAAAAGAGACAUAUAAAAGUCCAGCAGCGUCACUUCAAGACAGCCAUCAAAGUCCAGCUUCGUCACCAAAAAAGAUGCAUCAAAAUCUGUCGUCUCCAAAAGAGACAAAUCUGUGUCUAACAUCUCCAGAAGAGAUGCAUCAGAGUCCAACAUCCUCUCAAAAAGAGAUGCAUCAGAGUCCAACGUCCUUUCCAAAAGAGAUGCAUCAGAGUCCAACUUCAUCUCCAAAAGAGAUGCAUCAGAGUCCAACGUCCUCUCCAAAAAAGAUGCAUCAGAGUCCAACGUCCUCUCCAAAAGAGAUGCAUCAGAGUCCAACGUCCUCUCCAAAAGAGAUGCAUCAGAGUCCAACGUCCUCUCCAAAAGAGAUGCAUCAGAAUCCAACGUCCUCUCCAAAAGAGAUGCAUCAGAGUCCAACGUCCUCUCCAAAAGAGAUGCAUCAGAGUCCAACGUCCUCUCCAAAAGAGAUGCAUCAGAGUCCAACGUCCUCUCCAAAAGAGAUGCAUCAGAGUCCAACGUCAUCUCCAAAAGAGAUGCAUCAAAGUCCAACAUCAUCUCCAAAAGAGAAACGUAAAGUCCCUGUAGCAUCAUUGCAAGACUCCCAUAAAAGUCCAACAUCGUUUCCGAAAGAGACCCAUCAAUGUCCACCAGUAUCACUGCAAAAAUCCCAUCAAAGUUCAUUUCUAAAAGAGACCCAUCAUAAUCCAAUACUAUUUCUAAAGGAAACUCAUCAAAAUCUGGACCCAUCUCCUUAUCAGUGCCAAGUUACCAAAUUAUGUCCACAGGCACCUUUUCCAAAGGACACUUAUUCAAGUUUAGCACCCUCUCAAAAUGAGAUGCAUCAAAAUCAGUCAUCAGAGAAAACUUAUCAAAAUCUAGACGCAUCUCCAAAACUGGUACAAGGUGUUCCCACAAUAUUUUCAGUGGACAACAAUACAAGUCCUAAGUUGGAAACCUAUCAGAGCUCUUUCCCAUUUGGAACCAAGACACAUAAAAGUAUUGCACUCUCUUCUGAUGGGGUCCAACAAAGUCCCACCUCUUUUGUUGAAGAAACACAUGAGAGUUCUUCUUUGGAAGUUCCCAUAAAGUGUCUACAAACUCAAGCAUCUCCUCAUCAACAUGUUGUGCUAUCUCCCAGUAAUUUUCAACCAGAGCUAUCUCCAGAGGAAAUCCAUCCAACUAUACAACAGUCACCUCAAAACCCUGCUCAAUCAGCAGAAAUUACUCAAAAUUGUUUUACAUCUUUACAUGUGAUCCAACAAAAUUAUGCACAGUGUUCUGUUCCAUCUACCAACAAUGUUCAACAAGAUCCUUCUUCUAAAUGUGUUGAAAUGAGCCCCGACCCAUAUCUCACAAAUAUCCAAGAAAUCCCAUCUCCAUCUCCCGAAGAGAUCGACCAGAUUACUUUUCUUUCUUGUGCUGAACCAGAAAGACAGAGCCUAAAAUGUCUAGAAAGUAUAAACCCCUCUAACCCUACUGCUGUAGAGCACAAGGUUAGUUCCUCACCGUCUUACCCAGGUCAAAUGAUUGGAUCAAGCUCCUCUGUUUCUCGGACUGAUCCUACUAAGCUGAAAGAACUUUUAUCACCACCCCACCCCAAUUUUUCAGAGGACCAAAAAAGAUGCCCGUCGUUUCUACUCAGUCAAGAAAGAUCUACAUGGAUUCAACCUGAUUUAACAGAAUUUAAGUUGGGUCAGAUGUCCUCCCCGUCUCCUGCUCAGCUAAACCAAAGUCCUACCCAUAAGACUUCUGCACAAAUCCAGUCAAGCCCUUGUCAGCUCAGCUCUUCUGGUUCUAGACAGAACCCCACAGAGAAUGAACGAAGUCCAGUGCAUGCCAUGACUGUAUUGUUCCCUCUUUUACAUUCUGCACAAGACUCACCACCACAGAGUGUCUCUCAGACAGGGCUUAGUCCUACCAAUGUUAAACCAGGGCUUGCAGAAUGUGGCAAUAGUCAGCUGAGCAGGUCAUGUGGUCCCACAAGCAUCUUCCUCUCACAGCCACAUCAUCACAGUAGUAAUCCACAUAACCCUUCACAGGUUGAAACAUCUUCUAAUAGUUCCACACCGAGGACAGAACCAAAGCUGGCCCUCGAGAUCAAUGGAUCCGACCCUGCACAAGAACCCUCCACAAUAGACUUGGAUGGCCCACAUGCCAAAUGUAGCUGUACCACAACACCACCAAAGUCCAGUUCAGCUCCGUGUAGCCCAUCCCCUCCCCCCUCCAGAGCUAGUCUGAGAAGUCGUUCCCAGCCUGGCAGCCCGGUGCAGCAGCUGUGUGAUGAGGGGGUUGGGCUUUCAGUGGCCACCACUGAGCCAAUUUCUCACUCAUUUGAACAAACACUAGAACAUAAACCCCCAAUUCUCAGCAUUACCUCUGACCAGUCAGUGGUGCCCCUUACAGAGAGUGGCUCUGACCAUCCCAGCCCCCCCCUCGUCCCUGCUCACCUGACACCAGAAAGCCUUGAUCACAGCAGCACUUCAAUGGAACACAGUAGUCUAAAUGUCUCUCCUUGUGUUCAGGACACUGAAGUACAUCAAAGUCCUCAUGGCAGUCCAUCAGGUUCUGCAAAAGCUUUUGAAUUAGUGGAUGAGAUGCAAGCUGAGCCAACACUUUCAGAAACUGCCUUUUGUCUCGGGGCUUGUGAGAACCCCAAACCAACACAGGCCAUCCCUCCAACCCAAUCUGAUUACUCUACAGAGCCGUCCAGUCCCAACAGACCAGAAUCAGACCUGGCUCAACCUGCUCAGGCGUUUCCCUCACAGGAUGAAACUAUGAAGGUUCACCCUAACAGUCCAGUCUAUGCAGGGGCCAUCAGUUACCCUGCUCUUAGUUUGUCACAGGCUGUGGUUAGUUCCACACAUGUCCAAAGUUUCUGCAGUCCUUCCUCUGGCCCUCUACACUUUUCCCCAACCCAUGCAGGUCCAGCUAGUACUUUUGUUUCCCACAAUCUGAGCCAAAUCCUCUCAAAUGGUGAAAGCCAGAUGAGUUCUGCCUUUGCCAGUCACAGUCCACCGAGGUCUAGUCCUGCUGGUCAAGCUAGUCCUGUUGAUGUGGUUCAUGCACGUUCUCCCAGCCCUGUCACUCAAGUUAGACCCCCUCAUAGUCCAGCUCAGGGUUUUGAUUUGCAGUUCAGCCCAACUAGAAAACCCCAUCCACCUGCUCACAGCACUAAAACCAAUACUGGCCUUACUGGAGAAGAUUGGAACCCCUCUUUGAAUCCAGAUGUGGUCCUUGUGGCCAGUCCAACUAGCCAAUGCUCUGAUAUUGUAGCUCACUUGGAUACUAGCAUUUUUAAACCUUCAGAGCCUGGUCCCCAUGUCAGCCAAAUGCAAACUCUACCCACAUCUGCUGUUUGUCUCAUCUCAGCUGGUCCAGAAAUAGAUGGAUCACUCAGUCCAUCACACCAAAGACCAGAAUGCCUUGCUCAGACUACACUUGGCUAUGCCAGCCCCACUUCACCUGCCAGUCCCUUCUGCUCCACUCAGUCACAACUUAGCCCUCUUCAGAGAGUCUUGUCUAGUAUUCACACCAGCACUACAUACAGUAUCUCAGGUGCAAGUCCUACUAGUGGCUCUGUGGACUCUGUAGGGCAGGCUCCAUUCAGUUCCAUACAGCCACAGCCUAGUCCUAAUACCGAACCUGAUCAUUUUAGUCCUGGUCCUGCAUCUGUUAGUGGUUUACAGCCAGAACGUAGUCCUUGUGUUGAUUCGGGCCCCGUGAGUCCUUCUCAACAUAAGCCUAGCCCCCUUCCUGUUAAUCCCAUGCAGCCUCAACCUAGCCCCAAUCUUGCAAAUCUCAGUCCUAGUCUUGAUUUUGGUCCUGUUAGUCCUAAACAGUUAGAUUCUGGUCCUGGUAUUGGUGGUGCUUCUUCCAUUUCCUGUGAGGUUAGUCCCGUUCCCACCAGCCCAGCUCAGCCCGGUUCUAGACCUAGUCAGCAGACAGGAAGGCAGAUGGAGAGAGCAGUUACUGGGGAGGUCCAUGUAUUUGACGAGCAGAGGAGCACUGAAGAGGAGAAAACGAGAAGAGAACCUCAUCAAGGGGCACUAGAGAGUUCAGGAGAUGAGGAGGAGGACCAGCUGGUUCUGGUCUAUUCUCCUUCAGGAGUCCAGCCCACCGCUCCUCUCCUCCCUUUGCUGGCCUCCCCCAGUCAUCAGCCCUUUACACCCUCCUGUUCCUCUUCACAUCCUCCUCCUCCUUGUACCAGCUCAUCAGGAACACCUCCUCACGGGACCAGCCUACCUCCAGACUCGGAGGAGAAGGUGGAGCUGAACAACAGCCAGUCACAGAGCAUGAUUGAGUCCGUUUUCAUUCCAACUCUGCUCUCUGAAGAUGAGCACCAAUCACACGUUGAGCCUUCAGAGAAGCAGGAGGAGGUGACUCCUGAUCAUGUGGUUGCUGAGCAACAGCCAAUAAGAGAAAAACAGGAGGAGGUGGGACUUGUGAAGAAUCAGUUGGACAAAGAGGAGGAGCCACCUGUGAGCCCUGUUCUGGACCUUGACCCUUCCUUGGACAAGGAGGUGAUGGAGCUGAUGACCCCUCCCUCCAUUCUGGAGCUGACCUCCACCAGUCCGCCUCCCUUUGGCCGCAGAGGGAAGGGGCGGUGCCUCAGACCUCCUCUCUCCUUCUCCCGCCCCUCAGACGACCUCUCCAUCCGCCUUAGGCAGUCCCCUUUUUCUACAGAGGCCUCUCCUGAAACCUCCCCUGCCAGAACUCCCAUUACACCUCCUCCUCUCACCCCUCCCUCACCUGCCACACCCAGAGAAUCUCCUCCUCUGUCCCAGGCUCCGCCCACCUGUGUGUUCCCCCUCACCCCAAAGAUUGGCAUGGGCAAACCGGCCAUCUCCAAGAGGAAGUUCUCCCCUGGCCGAGCUCGGGUUCGACAGGGUUCGUGGUGGAGCAGUCGCAGAGCACUAAGCCCUCCCUCGUCCUCCCAGCAUUCCACGGGGGAGGGAGGUUCUGAUAGCCCUAAGCCCCGCCCACCAGACUCCUUCCUCUGGAACAUGAAAGUGGGUCGUGGAUCCGGGUUUCCAGGCAGAAGAAGGUCCAGAGGAGGAGGUGUUGGAGGCGGAAGAGGAGGGAGAGGAAGGAGCCGGUUGAAGAACCAGGACAGUCUGACUGUGCCGCCUGGGGGAGGAUACAUGGAGGUGUUCCAGUCAAAGGAGGAGGAGGAGAACUCGAUGCACAACACUGUGGUGAUGUUCUCCACGUCAGACCACUUCACACUCAAACAGGACAUGUGUGUGGUGUGUGGUAGCUUUGGUCAGGGUGCUGAAAGUCGACUGCUGGCCUGUUCCCAGUGUGGACAGUGUUAUCAUCCCUACUGUGUCAAUGUGAAGAUCACGCGUGUGGUCCUGACAAAAGGGUGGCGCUGCCUGGAGUGUACCGUGUGUGAAGCGUGUGGUGAUGCCAGUGACCCGGGGCGGCUGUUGCUAUGCGACGACUGUGACAUCAGCUACCACACCUACUGUUUGGACCCGCCCCUCCACACGGUGCCUAAAGGAGGCUGGAAGUGCCACUGGUGUGUGUGGUGUGUCCAGUGUGGCUCCGCGUCCCCUGGAGUGCACUGUGAUUGGCAGAAUAACUACAGCCUGUGUGGUCCGUGCUUCAGCCUAAGUCAGUGUCCCGUGUGUCAGAGACGCUACAUUCAGGACGAGCUCAUCCUGCAGUGCCAGCAGUGUGACAGGUGGGUUCACGCCGUGUGUCAGGGCCUGACCUCUCAGGAGGACGUGGAGCUUGCUGCUGAGGAAGGCUUCGACUGCUCUCUGUGCAGAACUCACCGCCGCUCCUCUUGUGGGCGAUCAGAAGGUCUGGGACCCUACAUGGCUCAGGUCAUAUCCAGGACCAGAGACCUGGACUCAAAGACCUACACUCAGGACGGCGUCUGUCUCACCGAGUCCGGUCUGUCCCACCUCCAGUCCCUGGUCAAGCCUCUGAUGUCACCACGCAGGAACCGCAGGUGCAAACCCAAACUCAAGCUGAGGAUCAUCAACCAGGUUGUGUCGGUUCUGCAUACCCCUCCUGACCCAGAAACGCCCACUGAUCCGGACCAGAAUCGAGGUGACCUGGACUGUGACCUGAAAUCUGACUCCAGCCCAGAGCGAGACUCCACCCACAUCAGUGACAUCAGUAAGUACUCUGAGGUUACCGAUGGCAACAAGAAGAAAAAGAGAAAACCCUACAGGCCAGGUAUCGGGGGCUUCAUGGUGCGGCAGCGAGGAGGUAAAGCUGCUCUGAGCAGGAAAGACUCCAUGGACAUGAUGCUGAGUCGAGAUCAAGGUGUUCUGGAUGCUGAAGUUUCCAUGGAGACGACAUGUCCCUCUGACCAGGUCACGGAGAAGGGAAAGAAGAGGUACAGGAAGAAAAAAACAAAGCUGGAGGAGGUGUUCCCAUCAUAUCUGCAGGAGGCCUUCUUUGGGCGAGAUCUGCUGCACUACAGCCGCCACACGGAUGUAAGGGUGGGGACAGAGGUACCUGCUUGCAGCCAAUCAGGAACAGCAUUGUCUGGCACCAAAGGCUCCACCCACAAGCUACUGUCUGAGCAGCUCGCAGGCGCCAUGGCAACCAGCAGGAAGCCAGCCGUGUCCGAGGAAGCUCUUGUGGAUCUAUCACAUGUCCUGAACACUGACCCUCACAUUCUGGCCACAGGACACACAGGUCAUUUCCAGUCAGAGCACCACCCCCCGUCCCUGCUUGAAAGUUGUGGGCGUAGCCAGAGGGCAUCACAGGAGGAGCCUCUGGAUGUGAUCCUGAGUCCUGAGCUGGAUAAGAUGGUCUCUGAUGGUGCCAUUCUCAGCAGACUCUACAAUAUCCCAGAAUUAAAGGGGAAGGAUGUGGAGGAGGUCUUCACUUCUGUUCUGAGUCCAAACGGCAACAUUGAUCCAGAGCCAAACAGGACACACACCACUGCAACCCCAACAUUCCCUCGCCUUCCUCUUAUGAACGGUUUGAUGUCUGCUUCUCACCAUCCCAACACACCUACAACUUCCAUCCUAGCCUCGGCUCCAGCUGGAUUCAGGGUGUCUCCUCCUCAAGGUCCCUCCCCCACAUCAGCUACAGCCAAUCGGCCAGCAGCAGCAGACGUGGAGCAGGAUGCACUGUCGACAGCUCAGAGGAGCAUGUUGAAGUGGGAGAAGGAGGAGAGUCUGGGAGAGCUGGCUACUGUCGCUCCGGUUCUUUACUGCAACACCAACUUCCCCCAGCUGAGGCAGCAGUACCCUGACUGGUCCGCGCGGGUGAAGCAGAUUGCCAAACUGUGGAGGAAGGCCAGCUCUCAGGACAGAGCGCCUUAUGUGCAAAAAGCUCGGGACAACCGCGCCGCCCAGCGCAUUAACAAGGUGCAAAUGUCCAAUGACUCGCUGAAACACCUGCAGCCGCCGCCACAGCCACCACAGCCGCUGGGUCCCUAUGAGCAGGUUUCCAUGGAGAUGGAGAUGGCUUUCAAGGACCCAUUGAGACCCAGAGAGUCUGAACAGGAGCAGGAGUGGAAACUAAGACAGCAAAUGCGUCAGAAGAGUAAGCAGCUGGCAAAGAUGGAGGCGACUCAGAAGUUGGAGCAGGUGAAGCAUGAGCAGCGUCAGCAGCAACUCCGCCUCUCUGGGCGUGUCUCUCCAGAGGCUGUCACCGCCCACCAGCCGGUUGCCGUGGGUAACCUCUCGCCCCAAAAGCUGCCAUCAAGCAGACACCUCCUCCUCCAGCAGGGGGGCGUAGAAUUGGCCAGCGAAGUUUUUCUCAGACCUCUAGCCCCUCCCCCCUCCGGAUUCUCCUCCCUCCCGCAGUCCCCCCACACCUCGUCUCCUCUGCACCAGCCUCCAUCGUCUCCCCUGAUGUUUUCCCCACCCUCCUCACGCCCCUCUUCUCCAUGGGAUCCCUACAGUAAAGGUGUGGGGACUCCUCGUUCUUCCUCCUCCCAAUCAGGAAGUACCUCAGCUUUACCGCAGCAGCGCCUCCCCUCCCUCAGCUCCUCGCCGGCCCACGAUGCACUGGGCUCACCUGUGCCGUCUCCAGAUUUUAAAAGCUUUGAUACCUCUCAUCCAGGCCUGCAGCAGAACCGGGUUGGGAUCACAGGCCCCCUCUCUGGCUCCGCCCCUGACCUUUCCAUCAAACCUGCUGGACUCAGACUAGCUGAGACCUACCAGAGGACCACCCUGCGGGCUCCUGAGUCUGCUCUGGUUCAGGGUGGUGUGUUUAAAGCCCCCAUGCCACCGCAGCAGGAGGUGGGAGGAGGAGGGAGGAGGGAGCUGUCCAGACCCCCUGAUCUGGGGUUCUCCCUGGAGCCCUCCUUUCCCUCCAGCCCGCUGUCCAGCCUGGGCUCCCCCCACCGCAGCCCCUAUGCUCAGACCCCUGACCCUCUCCCGCCGCAGUCUCCUCGUAGCUCUCGGCCCUCCCCUGACCCCUACAGUAACCCUCAGACCCCCGGGACUCCACGCUCCCACCAGGACUCGGCCUACCACACCACCCCACCCUUACUGAGGCCGGACCAGUACAACCAGCAGCCUUCCAGCCGGCGCCCGUCUCCAUCCCACCAGCCAGCGGACUCCUACGCCUCCAACCCCGGGACGCCCCUCCCCACCGAGCGAUUCCCUUGCUCCCCGGGGGUGGCCCGGCCCUCCCCUGACCCCUACCUCCAACAGCCCUCCACCCCCCGGAUCCUAAAGGCCCACGAGUCGUUGACCCAGCCCACGUCAUCUUCUUCUCCUCUGGCUUCUGGACCUUCAGCCGAGGUGGGGACCUUCAGCCAGCCCUCUCCAAGACAACAGCAGGACUUGUUUCCCAGAACCAGCAGCAGCCAGAAGCAUCCCGGGAUGUCUGAGGAGGCCAGCUUCUCCGCUCACUCCGUGGGUCAUCUGGCCCCAGGCGCUCCACAGCUGGAGAAGACCAGUGACCAAGUAGCUCUGGGCGGGUCCUCUUUAGAAGGAGCUAUCAGCGUGUUGCCUCAGGCCGGGGACUCGGAGGAGAGACUGAGACAGCGCCAGUGGCUCCGGCAGCAUAUUCUCCGGCAGCAGCACCAGAAGAACAUCCAGCGCCAGGAGAAGGUUCUGCAGGAGCCCACAUCUGGACCUGCUGCUGCUCUGCACAGCUGGCUCCCAGAGGACUCCUCUGCUCCUUCAGCUGAUUCCUUUGGGCGUCCUCCUCCCCCGUACCCUGGGACUGUUCGACCUCCUGCUCCCGGGUUUCCUGGAUGUUUCCCAGUGGAGCAGCACAGAGCUUUCCCCCGCGCUGAGGCUGCCGUCCCCAGACAGAACCGUCCUCCGGACCUGGGUGUCCGGGGGAUGGCUGUGAGGUUUGGUGUUCCUCCUGCUCCUCCUCAGGGCCCGCCGCCUGGUCCUGUUGUUGGUUCAGUGGAAGGAAACCCGGUCCAGAUGAGGAGGCCGGUUCCCUCGGCGUUCUCCUGCAUCCGGCCCGUGAUGCCCCCUAAUGCACACAUGCUGUCAGGUGUCCCUCAGCCCUUCCUCCCGCGUCCCCCGUCUGUCCGGCAGCACAGCGUCACGCCCUACAUCGAGCUCCGACACCGCGGUCCAGAGAGCCGCCUCAGGAUGCCCUUCCCUCUGCCGGAUCCAGACGUCCCGCUGCUGCAUCCGACCCAGCCCGCCUCCGUUCACCUGGGCCCGGCCGGGACGGGCGUGUCCUCGCUGGGGCCCCAGGCGGUACUGACCCACAGCAGCGAGGUGGCGCAGCCGGGUCCUGAUGGGAUGGAGGAGCAUCUGGAGGGGGAGGACUCUGCUGUGAAGGACCUAGAGGACGUGGAGGUGAAGGACCUGGUGGACCUGAACCUCAAUUUGGACCCAGACGAUGGUAAAGAAGACCUGGACCUCCACCUGGAUGACUUCCUGUUGUCAGGGAAGUUCGACUUGAUCGCCUACGCUGAUCCAGAACUCAACCUGGAGGACAAGAAGGACAUGUUUAAUGAAGAGCUGGACCUGGGCGAUCCAGAGGACAAGGACGGAGGCGGAGCCUCUAAGAAGAUGGAUAGCCACUCCCACCAGGGAGACCAGGUGAAACAGGAAGUGAGUGACGCUGUGAAGCCAGAAGGUGGCAGCCAUCCCUGUGAAGCUCCUGCUCCAGGUGUCCUGAAGGAGCAGCUGGAGGGUUCUGCUUCUGCUGCAGGUGCUGUUCGGGCCACACAGGACCAGGCUCCCAGGACCCACUCCCCCACAUCUGCAGGGCAACAGUCUGUCUUCCAGCAACACCAGAGACUGUUUGGACCCACUUCCAGCUCUAAUCCUCCAAGCGCGACUCCUCCCCCUCAGCCGAGUCACCAGAACUCCAGGACCGAGUCUCCACAUCCAGGCACCUCCACCCAGAACCACAACAAGUCCAGGCCCCUGCUCCUGGUGGAGCAACCACUCCUCAUUCAGGACCUGCUGGACAAGGAGCGCCAGGAGCAGCAGCAGCAGAAACAGAUGCAAGCUCUGAUCCGACAGCGUUCCGGUUCGGAGUCUGACCUCUCCAGCGUGGACUUUGACUCCAUCCCAGACCCGAUCAUGAAAGCCAAGAUGGUGGCUCUGAAGGGGAUUAACAAGGUGAUGAGUCAGGGGAACCUGGGCCUGGGCCCCAUGACCAUCAGCAGGUUCCAGCAUGUUCCUGGUGACCCAAGCCCCGAGGCUCCUCCUCCGCCCCCCCCACCAGCUGGACAGGAGAAGAAGAUAAGUCCUCAUGUGGUGCGCCGCAACCCUCCGAGCUUCGGAGCUAGCUUCUCCAAUGAGUCUCAGCGCCAUCAGUACGAGGAGUGGCUCGGAGAGACACAGCAGCUCCUGCAGAUGCAACAGCACCUCCUGGAGGACCAGCUGGCUGCCCACAGGAAGGCCAAGAAGGCUCUGUCGGCCAAGCAGAGGACGGCCAAGAGGGCGGGCCGAGCCUUCGCAGAGGAAGACGCUGCCCAGCUCCGCUCCAUCAGUGAGCAGCAGGGGGCGGUUCAGAAGCAGCUAGAGCAGAUCCGGAAGCAGCAGAAGGACCACUCUGAGCUGAUUGAUGACUACAGGAACAAGCAGCAGCUGAGGCUCCAGCAGAUGCCUCCACAGAAGCCCCUCCCCCAGCCCCACCCGAACCCUCCUGCACAGCCUCCUAAGAACCCUUUGGCUGCCCCCAUGGUGCCCCUGCAGCACCAACCGGACCGCCCUGCCGCAGCCUUUACUCCAAACGCUGGCUGGACCUCAGGAGUUGGAGCUCCUGGUCCCAUGGGGCAGAGGCCCCCCCCUGCCCUUCCUAAUAACCUUCAGGAUCCCCAGAACCCCCCAUCUGUGGUUCCGGCCCUCGCAGCCUUCCCUACGGAUCCACGGGGCCCUUCAGCAGAUGGAGCCACAUUAACACCUCAGGUCAAGUUCGAUGACAACAACCCGUUCAGCGAGGGCUUCCAGGAGCGGGAAAGGAGGGAGCGCCUGAGAGAGCAGCAGGAACGUCAGAGAGUUCAGCUCAUGCAGGAGGUGGAGCGUCAUCGCGCCCUACAACAGAGACUGGUGCAGCAGGACCUCUUGGGGGUGUCUUUGGGCCCCGAGUCUGGAGCAACAGGUCCACCUUCAGCUGGGGCUGUGUCUCGAGUCACUCAAACACCAGGACCCGGUUCUGGAGCACUCGUUAGGAUGGACUUCCUGCAGUCCUCCUCAGCCUCCAGACCUCCAACCCAGGUCCAGACCCUGAUGGGAGCACCCUUCCCCUCUUCAGCAAGCCUCCAUCACGGCUCCACAGGUGCGCCCCUGUAUCCUGCUCCUGGACUGCUUCCUGGGGCCGUGGUGGAGCCAGGCUCUGCCCUCCAGACCAAGCCGAAGCCAGCGUGUCCAGGAGGUCCGGGUCAACGGUUGGGACACGAGUCCAACUCUUCCUCACCUCUGUCCUCCUCAUUUCCUUGUGCCUCCUCUGGAGGCUCUUCCUCGCAUCUCCAGCUCUACUCUGACAUCGUCCUUGAUGGCAAACCAAAGAAGAGCAGGAGAAGGGAUGGAGACGAUGCAGGAGGAGGGGCCACAACGCCGCUGUCGCCACACUCUGACAUCACAGCCCCACCCACUCCAGCAGUGUCCGAGACCUCCGGCUCCUUGCCGACCCACCAGCUGGACUUGUCUUUCUCUGGUCUGGCUCCAGUGUCUGAGCUGGAGAGGCAGCUGUCCGUGAGAGGCCCCGUCCUGGACCUGGAGGGCCAGAGAGGGCCCCGGUCUGCAGCUCAGCUGGAGGUCAAGGUGGAACAGGUGGAGGCGGGGUCCUGUGGAGGAGGCAUGGUGAAGAUGGAGGUGGAUGGGGCCGCCUCCUCUCCCCUUCAGAGUGGAGAUGUGGGUAAGGAGCUGCUCAGACACCUGCUGAAGGACAAGACUUCCCCUCUGACUGCACUCACAGCUGCCAGACAAGCCCACCCCAUCGCUCACCGCCAGCUGUCCAGCGACAGCUUGCGGUCCGAGGAGGAGGAACCGGGUUCCCAUGGCAACAUGGUGAUGACCGGUCCUGGUCCAGACAGGAAGAAGACUCAGCGCUGCAAGAGGCUGGCCCAUCCUGACAGAGCUCCACCCAAAUGCAAGAGGAGGAAGCGGGAGGAGGAGAUGGAGGAGAUGGAGGAGGAGAAAAUCCUCCUCUCCUCUGACCCAUUCAUAGCUCACCUGAGACAGCUGUCCAUCCUGCCCCUCAUGGAGCCGGUGUUGGCCGUGGAUUUGAGCCUCUUCCCCCCGUACGGCAGCUCGUCUCUGGGCAGAGAUUCCAGACUGAGUGGCUCCUUCGGGAACGCGUCUCUGGACGGAACGUCGGACUACUACUCCCAGCUCAUCUUCAAGCAGAAUAACCUCAUCAACCCCCCAACGCCGCCGGCUUCCCUUCCCCCCACACCUCCACCUGUGGCCAGACAGAAGCUGGUGAAUGGCUUUGCCACAACAGAGGAGAUGACCAGGAAGGACAUCUGUGAGCAGGAAGUCAAAGGUGUGUCGGCACCCAAACAUAAGGAGGAGGAGCUUCAGCAUCUUAGGCACAUCUCUAAGGCAGUUGAUGUCCCCGCCUCUUUGCCAACCCCUCCCCACAACAACCUGGAGGAGCUCAGGGUUCAAAGCACAGAGGAGCUCGACAGCCCCGAUGGCUAUGUGCCGUCUUCGUCCCCUGAGAGCGUGGUGGACAUGGAGGUCAGCAGGUACCCCGACCUGUCCUCCAUCAAGCUGGAGCCGUGCUCACCCUGCCCAUCCCCCACAUUACCCAUCAUGCCCUGCGCCUGGGGGAAAGGCUCUGCUGUGAAACAGGAAGUGAAGGCGGAGCCAAAACACCCUGUGCAUCCUUCCUGCCCUAAUAGAGACCUUGUUACCAUAGCGAUAACUGUGAACCCAGUUGCUGCUCAGAACGUGGCGGGUGUGAUGGCUGCGGUGGCCACGCUGCUGCGGGUCCCCGGACCCCUCACUUACCAGCUGAGCCGAGCCACGGGCCCCGAGCAGAGCUCUUUGGCCCUGCUGGCUGGAGUCCGUGUGCCGCUGAUGCAGGAUUCUGGUCCCAGAGGACCGCAGAGAGCGCCCCCUGCUGCAGGAAACCAGUCCCAGUUCUGCUGCCGCUGCAAGGCGCUGCUGCGGAAUGCAGUCCACCUUAAACAGGGAGGGGAGUCCAGGACCGGACCCAGCCUGGUCUUCUGCAGUCCCAGCUGCUUGGCUCUGUACCAGUCCGAGCAUCAGAACCAGUCUACAGGAUGCAAGACCACGGACCCCGGAUCUGAGCAGGUUCCCCCCAGCAGAACGCAGCACCAGUACACCAACAACAUGUCCUCCAUCACGGUCCACUCCCUCACUCACACGCCUACUCCUCCCCCGUCCUCCUCCUCCCCGCCCCUCACAUUCCCCCCUGCUUAUGCUGUCGCCAUGGAGACCAGGCCCCACAUGGACAGCCUUAAGGUGAAGGUGAAGUUGAAACCCCACCCCCGGGCCAUGCCAGGUGGAGACGACUCUCCGUUUUCUCGACACGGGAAAAGAAUGAGGAGUUCCCGCUGGAGACGCUGGAGCGUCAGCAUCACACUCAGCAGGGGUCCGUGUCUCCCUAAUGAGGCGGUCGCUGUGCCAACGGAGGAGGAGGUGGACCACUUGUUAAAGAAGCUGGGGACAUGUCUCCGUCCUGACCCGCUACCUAAAGACCAGCGGAAGUGCUGCUUCUGCCACCAGCAGGGAGACGGGCAGACAGAUGGCCCGGCCCGGCUCCUGAACCUGGACCUGGACUUGUGGGUGCACUUGAACUGUGCGUUGUGGUCCAGCGAGGUCUACGAGACCCAAGCAGGGGCCCUGAUCAACGUGGAGCUGGCUCUGAGGCGGGGCCUCACGCUGCGCUGCGUUCACUGCCAAAAAACCGGCGCCACGACCGGCUGUAACCGGCUCCGCUGCACCAACACCUACCACUUCACCUGUGCCCUGCAGGCUCACUGCACCUUCUUCAAGGACAAGACCAUGCUGUGCCACGUCCACAAGCCCCGCUGUCUCCCUUUCAGCGGCGACAGGUCUUCCAGCUGCUCUCCAUCCUCCACUCCCGGUCCGAUCUCUGACCCGGUGCCUUUCCGUGACCCGUAUGAUUCGGAGUUGCGCUGCUUUGCGGUUUUCCGGCGGGUUUUUGUUCAGCGGGAUGAGGCGCGGCAGAUCGCUGCCGUGGUGCAGCGUGGCGAGAGGCAGCACACGUUCCGGGUUGGAAGUCUGCUGUUCCGGGCUGUCGGAAGGCUGCUGCCACAGCAGAUGAGCUCCUUCCACAACCAGAUGGCCAUCUUCCCUGUUGGUUACCAUGCCAACCGCUUCUACUGGAGCAUGCGCCACAGCAACAGACGCUGUAAGUACGUGUGCUCCAUCGAGGAGGAGGAGGGUCGGCCGCUCUUCAAGGUCAAGGUGGUGGAGAAAGGCCACGAGGACGUGGUCCUGACUGGAGCCACGCCCAAAGCUGUGUGGGACCAGAUUCUGGAACCAGUGGCCCAGAUGAGGAGCUCCAGUGGGACUCUGAAGUUGUUUCCAGUUUACCUGAAAGGAGAAGAUCUGUUUGGUCUGACGUCAUCUGCAGUGACCCGGAUCAUUGAGUCUUUGCCCGGUGUGGAGACCUGUGAGCGUUACACCUUCCGCUACGGCAGGAACCCGCUCAUGGAGUGGCCUCUGGCCUUCAACCCAUCAGGCUCGGCUCGUUCCGAACCCAAAGCCUGCCAGGCCAAGAGGCCCUACCUGCUGACCAGCGUCGCCCCCAGGUGUCAGGGUUCUGUCGGCUCCAUCGUGGGUCUCGUCCCCGGCGUCCUCUCGCUGUCUCCAGGAGAGUCUGUGGCUGGCGCCCAUCAGGGCCGCCACUCCAAGUCAGCGCAGUACCGCCGCAUGAAGGCUGAGUGGAAGAGCAACGUGUACCUGGCCAGGUCACGCAUCCAGGGACUGGGUCUGUACGCCACCAGAGACAUUGAGAAGUGCACCAUGGUCAUCGAGUACAUCGGUACCAUCAUCAGGAGUGAGGUGGCCAAUCGCAAAGAGAGGCUGUAUGAGUCCCAGAACCGCGGCGUGUACAUGUUCCGGAUCGACAACGACUACGUGAUAGACGCCACCAUCACUGGAGGACCAGCCAGGUACAUCAACCACUCGUGUGCUCCCAACUGCAUCACUGAGGUGGUGACCGUGGAGCGGGAGAACAAGAUCAUCAUCAGCUCUUGCAGACGCAUCCAGAGAGGAGAGGAGCUGUGCUAUGACUACAAGUUUGACCUGGAGGAUGACCAGCACAAGAUCCCGUGUCACUGUGGAGCCAUGAACUGCCGUAAAUGGAUGAACUGAUCACGCCUCCCUCUCUGUGCUGAGGCAGGUCGAUCGCCCCCCUUUUUGGGCGGAGCUAAUAUUGUAUCAUCAAACCAAUCAGAUGUUAAUGACAGGUGGGGUGGGGCUGCAGAAGAGGCUGGUCCUCGGUGUAAUUAAGUGUAAAUGUGAGAUAACCGAAUGUUUGAUUUGCACUAAAACACACAAGUACACACACUUGAUCCCCCCCCCCCCCACCAUGUUUAUCAUUUCCUGUAAAAUAAGAUUUUUUUUGUAUUUAUUACUGAAUGAAGCUAUUUUCUAAGGCAGCGUGUAAAUACCUGUACCAUAGAAGAAGAGUUUAGAGAUCACACCCCUUCCUGUGCCGCGCCGUGAUUGGACGAGCAUGGCCGUGUACAUAGGAGUUUUAUUCAGGCUCUGCUGGUUUUGUUUUUCUAUUAUUGGAUGUAAACUAAGUGAAGCCUGGUUUUGGGCCUUUCUGUGGGAAUUAUGGUGCGUCUGAUUCAGAAUCAUUUACAGAAAAUAAAUUUUACAACUUGAA